UCAAUGAUAAACUAAAAUGAGCAUAAAAUACUAAAUUACUUUUCUUUAGCACUUUACAUUCACAAAGUGCUUUCCUCCCAAUAAUACUGUAAUCCCUACUUUAUGGACGUGGAAGGUAAGUGAUGGUCUCUCAUCAUACAGUUAGCAAGUAUCUCAAGUGGGAUUUGAACCCAGGUCUCCUUCUCUGGAUCUAUCAUUCUUUCUGCCACAUCACAUUGACUCUCUCUUAAAAAGAUACAUGAUGGUUUUCUGGCUACCCAUUUCAGGCCCAGAUGUGCUCAGUUUUUCUUAGAAAAGGCUGCGUGGACAGUGCCUUCCUUCCUGAAUACCUCCAUCUCCCACUUUACAGCCUCCCCUUUUCAUGAAAACAUUCCACUGUCUCACAGAGGGCUCUGGGCAGAUCAUGCAGCAAAAGAAGUUGUAUUUCCCUCUGUUGGCAGAGAGCUUAGUGAUCCUUGAACUCUAGCCUUAUGGAGAUAAGGUGAAUUUCCACUUCUCCGAGAGGAGGAGCUCCCUCCCUCCUUUGCUUUAUGACUGCCUCAGCAUCGGGGCAAAUCCUCCAGCCUCUUAAAAGCCCAGGCUUUGGGAGGAGGCCAGUAGAGCCACGAAGACAUCUUAGGAGGUAGCUCCACCACAGGAAGAAGUAUCGAACUUCAUUAUACAGAAGCAAGAAGACUACUCAGUUUCAGCUUUCUGAGACCAGGGGACCCAGAGAAAAGGAUGAGGAAACUGAGCCUCAAAGAAAUGAAAUGCCUUCCCCAGGACCACACAGCUACUAUCCCCAUGUGUGAGUCCAAGUCCGAGAGCAGGAAGAUGAUGGAACAGAACCUGUGUCACAGGUAUGAACAAUACUUCCAGCCCUGCAUCGUGGAGCUGCUAGGCUCUGCUCUCUUCAUCUUCAUUGGCUGCUUGUCGGUCAUCGAGAACGUUGAAGGGGUUGGUCGUCUGCAGCCUGCACUAGCCCAUGGGCUGGCCCUUGGCCUCACCAUUGCCAUUUUGGGGAAUAUCAGUGGUGGUCAUUUUAAUCCAGCUGUCUCCUUGGCUGCCGUAUUGAUUGGAGGUUUGAAUUACAUGAUGCUCAUCCCAUAUUGCAUCUCCCAGCUGUGUGGUGGGAUCAUAGGAGCUGCUUUAGCCAAGGCAGUGAGCCCAGAAGAGAGAUUCUUAAAUGCUUCUGGUGCAGCCUUUACAACCAUUACAGGGGAUGAUCAGGUGGGUGGUGCUGUGGUAGCUGAGACCAUCAUGACAUUGUUCUUGAUUUUGACUGUCUGCAUGGGAGCCAUCAAUGAGAAGACUAAGAGCCCACUGGCUCCAUUAUGCAUUGGUUUCACUGUGACUGUGGAUAUCCUGGCAGGAGGGGCUAUAUCUGGAGCCUGCAUGAAUCCUGCCCGAGCUUUUGGACCUGCAGUGAUGUCCAACUACUGGAAAUACCAAUGGGUCUACUGGCUGGGGCCUCUGGCAGCUAGCUUGAUUGCAGGAACCCUGAUCAGGAUUCUCAUUGGGGAUCAGAAAAUCCGCCUGUUUCUAAAACACCAGUGAAGCAAUGGUCUGCUGAAUGGACACAGGACCACAGUUUUGCCCCUGGAUUCUUCUCAUCUUGGCUUGGCUUAGCCUGGACCAAUGAAGGGAAGGGCCUCUCCUGAAUGGGAGGGCUCUGCUCUGUCAGGGAGCCUGCCCUGCGUCUCUCCCUAUGAUCAUCUAAGACUUCAUUCCAGCCCUGGCUGGCCAGAUGGACAGUGCCUUUUGGGCCUAGGACAGAGAGGCACACAGACUUAGGAGGCAGCCUUGGGAUGCUCCCUACAUACUGUGCCCUGUUUUUCUACCUUAGCACUUCAUUUUCCUUCUUGUUAAAGAGAUGCUGAAUCACACCUUCAUCUCUGGCUGCUGGCUAGCAAACUGUUGUUGGGAAAGUUCUAGAAAAAGCCCAAGUAGUGUUAUUAUCAUCUUAUGUGGCCUGGGAAGAGACAGCAGGGGAGAUGGAAUUGCUUUUUCCUAAAAAAUGAAAUUACUAGGGGGUAGGGGGAGGAAGUGUUAUGGCAACCAGAAGAGGGAAAGGUUUCCUUCACACUUUGUAUAGAGGGGAGGAUGGGGAGGGAGGCUAGAAAGACAGUUAUUUGAUUUCUAAGGGAUCCUUUUUAGGAACUGCAAAGUCUUCUCCUCUUGGUUCUCCCAUCUGAUAUGGACAAUGAAGUACUUUUCAAAGCUUCUUCUCUCCAUUGAUAGGGGAAACUUCAAUAAACAGUAUUUCUCCACCCUACCCACUCUUUACCCA
Monodelphis domestica (gray short-tailed opossum) is the source of this 2269-nucleotide messenger RNA. It is a transcript of the gene AQP8, whose product is annotated as aquaporin 8. Gene Ontology annotation, molecular function: water channel activity. Gene Ontology annotation, biological process: transmembrane transport; water transport. The record is from RefSeq and is a predicted model, not a curated record. Gene Ontology annotation, cellular component: plasma membrane. Lineage: Eukaryota; Metazoa; Chordata; Mammalia; Didelphimorphia; Didelphidae.